This is a messenger RNA of Neurospora tetrasperma FGSC 2508, 855 nucleotides long. RefSeq lists its product as uncharacterized. Gene Ontology annotation, molecular function: methylthioribulose 1-phosphate dehydratase activity; metal ion binding. Bases 21 to 794 code for a protein of 257 amino acids. Gene Ontology annotation, cellular component: cytoplasm. Lineage: Eukaryota; Fungi; Ascomycota; Sordariomycetes; Sordariales; Sordariaceae. The record is from RefSeq and is a predicted model, not a curated record. The transcript has 2 exons.
GCCCCAAUCCCGUCGCCAAAAUGUGUUCUCCCACCACCACCACCGAAAACAACAACGACCACCUAGUCCAAUCCUCCGACCCCAACCACCCCGCCAACCUCAUCCCCGCCCUCUGCGCCAAGUUCUGGACUCUCGGCUGGGUGACCGGCACAGGCGGCGGCGCCUCCAUCCGAUCCGAUGACCUCGUCUACCUCGCCCCCUCGGGCGUCCAAAAAGAGCUCAUGAAGCCCGACGACAUCUACGUCCUGUCCUUAGCCGCCCAGACACAAUCGCUCGACAAGCGCCAACGCGUCUACCUCCGCUCGCCAGCCAACUACAAGCCCUCGCAGUGCACGCCCUUGUUUCUGGCGGCGUUCACCAAGCGCAAUGCGGGCUGUUGUAUCCAUACGCACUCGCAUUGGGCGGUGCUGGUUACGUUGAUUCUGGAGACGCAGGGCGCGGGCAAGGACAAGGAGUUUAUGAUCAACAAUAUCGAACAGAUCAAGGGGUUUGGAAAGGGGUUUGGCAAGAGUGGGAAUUUGGGAUACCAUGAUACGUUGAAGAUCCCGGUGAUUGAGAAUACGGCGCAUGAGGAGGACUUGACGGAGUUUUUGGAGGAGGCCAUGGAUAAGUAUCCGGAUACGUAUGCGGUGUUGGUGAGGAGGCAUGGUGUCUAUGUGUGGGGGGAGAAUGUGCACAAGGCCAAGACCAUGUGCGAGAGCUUGGACUACCUCUUCCAACUGGCCGUCGAGAUGAAGCAGCUCGGUCUUCCUUGGGUAACCGAUAUCGAGCCUACCGUUCCUACGAGGAAGUAAACAACAACAAUAACAACAACAAUAGUGAUACCACAAAAACAAAGAAACAUUCGAUCAAAAU